AUGGAGAGAAAAAUAUUGUUGGCAAAUAUCGGUAUAUUGUUGUUUCACACAGCAUGUCUUUUUCCUAUGGCGUCACAUUCAGACCAUGGCAAUGAUAUUGUAUCAGCUCAGUUUAAUGCUGAAGAUCCCCAUUUUGUAAUAGUUGCUCUACCUUUCAACUUUGAUUUAUAUGAUAUGAACAAAGAUGGUGUUAUAACACUGGCUGAACUGUCAAAUGUCACAGAGACUCAGAUGGAUGAUGCAAAUGAACCAUUUAAAAGUGCUGACAGAAACGGGGACCAUGUUCUAUCAGAAAAGGAAUUUCAAGAUGCCCCCUGGGUAUUUUCUAUUCCUUAG
Messenger RNA from Staurois parvus, 336 nucleotides. Lineage: Eukaryota; Metazoa; Chordata; Amphibia; Anura; Ranidae. The record is from the annotation of a GenBank genome assembly.